Molecule: messenger RNA, 1533 nt
Organism: Archocentrus centrarchus (flier cichlid)
Lineage: Eukaryota; Metazoa; Chordata; Actinopteri; Cichliformes; Cichlidae
Product: olfactomedin-4-like
Exons: 7
Coding region: 1-1383 (460 amino acids)
Biological process (GO): signal transduction
Source: RefSeq, a predicted model, not a curated record
AUGAAGCUGUGUGUGAUGGUUCAGCUGUGCGCUCUGCUCACCCUCACCCAGGAGGCGCCUGGACGAGAAAAGUGUGCGUGUGAGCUGAGCAGCAGAGAGAAGCUAUUCCCUCACGAAAAACUCAGGAUUGUCAAAGCCAACGCAUCAGACUGCAACAGCAACAUCACCCCACAGAAGACGGUGGAGCUGGAGAGUCUGCUGCUGGGGCUGGAGCGCCGCCUUGCCCAGCUGCACAAAGAUGUGCAGGUCCUGGAGAAGGAGGAUGACGGGGAGCUGUACGGAGUCCUCAGCCUGUAUGUUAUAGAGAACGAAAUGACUGAGAUCAAACUGCUGAUCGACAAGCUCAACAGCACCACUCAGGGACACCAGCUCCUCACUGCUAACGCCUCUCAGCAGCUGCAGGCCCAGAAAGCAGAGAUGCUAGCGCUGCAGAAGUUCGACACCAUGCGCGUGAUCGAGGGACGACGAGUCAACAUCGACCUGAGUGAGAAAUUACUCAAGUGCAACAAAGACCUGAACACUACAGUCGCACCCACCGAGCCGCCACAGGGUACCUGUCCACGCAGCCGGCUUCUUAACGUCACCGGGCCAAGGGUCUACACAGCAGGAGAGUACCCUGGAUCAUACUCUUACGGAGCCUGGGGUCGUGAUCCCAGACCAGAGCAAGGCAAAGAGAGCUGGUAUUGGCUGGUGAUGAUGACUUCCAAUAACAGAUACGCCCACUAUGUUCGUCUUUACUCCAGUCUGAGCGCUCUCAUCAUCGGCGUGAGCGUCCCAGGUAACAUCCAGAUCCACUCCUCAAACCCAGCUACCAACACCAUCCAGGGUCCAAACAAUGUUCUGUAUGGAGGCGCUUUGUACUACAACUGUUACAACCAAGAUGCUGUUUGUCGAUUCAACCUCACCACCAAAGCUGUUACCACCUUACAACUGCCCAAAGGAACCAGAUAUAACUCCAAGGGUAACUUCUGCCACCUUGAAGAAUGUUACCCAUACACCGACCUGGACCUGGCAACAGAUGACUCUGGCGUCUGGGUGAUCUACACCACCAACCAGGACUACGGCAACUUGGUCCUGUCCAAGGUGGAGGAGGGGGAACCGCCGAAGCUCGGACAAACCUGGCGCACUUCAGUCUACAAGCAGGCAGUGACCAACACCUUCAUGGCCUGCGGCGUCCUCUAUGCCACACGUUACAUUAACAGGGGGAUGGAGGAGAUCUUUUACUCGUUCAACACCGUGACGGGGACAGAGAGGUUCAACAUCGGCAUCUUCAUCAACAAAAUGUCUCCCAACAUCCAAGCCCUGAACUACAGCCCUGUGGACCAGAUGCUACACGCCUACUGUGACUCCAACAUGGUUUCCUAUAAGAUGUUGUUCGGAUAAAUUGAUAUGUUGAUUCUUUUAUGCGAUAUUGAUUGCCAUAAAUGCCUGAAUUCAAAUAACUGCUCCAGAAAAGUUGGUAAAAGCUAUUCAGUCUGUACAGGAUUUUACAUGGAUUUUACAUCCCAGUGUAUUCGUGCAGUAUGCUAAUUC